Carcharodon carcharias (great white shark) is the source of this 2260-nucleotide messenger RNA. RefSeq names its product adhesion G protein-coupled receptor E1-like. NCBI's taxonomy places the organism in Eukaryota, Metazoa, Chordata, Chondrichthyes, Lamniformes, Lamnidae. Gene Ontology annotation, molecular function: G protein-coupled receptor activity. Gene Ontology annotation, biological process: adenylate cyclase-activating G protein-coupled receptor signaling pathway; cell surface receptor signaling pathway. The transcript has 16 exons. Bases 108 to 2039 code for a protein of 643 amino acids. The record is from RefSeq and is a predicted model, not a curated record. Gene Ontology annotation, cellular component: membrane.
AUAAAAGUGCAGCGAGUCAGCCUUCAACAGUCCCUGGGUCCAAGGCUGACACUUAACGCAAAAGGGGCGAGCUUGAGAGAUUGAGAGGGAGAAAAGGUUUCAGUAAAAUGCGAUCCCUGUCCUGGGCAAACCUCUUAGUGGCUGUAUGGAUUCCGCAUGCAGUGAACACUGGUGGACUCACAGGGCUUCCUUCCAAUCUAUCUGAAGCAGAUACGUCAACUGACUACUCCGGUGAUGAUCUUGCAUUUGCUUUUAUUGGCGUCGAUGAUGAAGAUUUCCGUUCAACAUGUGGCCCUCAUGCACAAUAUCAUGUAGCAAAUGGAAGUCUCCGCUGCACUUGUGAAAAAGGAUAUAUCCCAACUUCAGGAAAAAUCAUCUUGAGUAACAAGGCAGGGUGUAGAAGAAAUAUUUCAAAAGCCUUCAACGAUUCGGAAAGCCUGGAUACCUUCAUCCAUCAACUGCACCAAAAUGAUUUAUCUGAUUUAUCUGUGCCGGAAAUUGUAAAUUUCACAGAGGGUAUUGUCGACAACCCGAAAUGGGAGAGUUUGGAGCCUGACACCAAACACAGCGUGGCCUCUAAACUGCUGCAGACCGUGUCCAGUUCCAUGAUGGCGGCUGCUUUGAAUGCACCUUAUGGAACGUUGACAGCAUCAUCAAAGUUUCUGGAUCUCAAAAUACGGGUUCAUCGAGGAAACAUUUCAGAGAACGAAAGACUGACACUGAACGUAGGGGACAAUAAAAUGGAGCUUUACUGGAGAACAGCCACUGGAGGGAGCCAUUCAGGUGUCGCCGCAGUUGGCUUUAUUGCCUACGGUAAUCUGGAAUCCAUUCUGGACGGGGAUUUUGUGGACGAACAAAAUGGGAAAAGGGAAAAGGUGGGUGGGGAUUGCAAGCUGAUCUCCGAUGUGGUGACAGUGACGAUGGGAGAUGGGCAGAGAACCGAAUUGCGUGAACCCGUCAACUUCACCUUGAGGCACAAAGAGGAAAUAAACUCUAACAAAAUGCCGAUUUGUGUCCAUUGGGAAAAUGCGAAGGAGAGAAGCUUCUGGUCUCCCAUUAGCUGCAAAAUGGUGACUUUCAGUGGAAACCAUACAACAUGUGGAUGUUUGCGCCUGGCUAACUUUGCGAUUCUAAUGGCCCCUAUUGAAAUUGAGGAUGGAUUUUUCUUUCACAUAAUUAGUUUCGUUGGAGUCAGCUUAUCGCUCAUCUGUCUCGGAAUUUGCAUCAUCACGUUUGCCUUCUGUCGUUCCAUCCAGCAGGAGACUCGGACCAUUCACCUGAACCUGUCCCUGAGUCUCUUCCUGGCACUGCUACUGUUCCUAACGGGGAUUUCCAGGACAGAUAAUAAGAUUGUGUGUGCAAUUAUAGCAGGAUUUCUGUUUUACCUCUUCCUGGUGGCAUUUGCCUGGAUGUUUUUGGAAGGACUAUACCUUUUUCUCAUCGUGAGACACCUCCGCAAAGUUAAAGUUUCUCGAAUGACCGUUAUCAGUAAUGUACAUCUGUACACGAUUGGUUAUGUGCUGCCUGCUGUCGUGCUGGGAAUUUCUGCAGCCAUCAACCCCAGUGGUUUCGGAACAUCAAGACACUGUUGGCUACAAUUGGAGAGGGGAUUUAUCUGGAGUUUCUUGGGACCUGUUUGCUGCAUCAUUCUGAUCAACACAGCCCUCCUCGUUUCCAUACUCUGGAUACUGCAAAAACAGCUGUCUGGCCUUAACUCCAAAGUGUCGAAGAUUAAAGACACACGGAUGCUGACAUUUAAAGCCCUCGCGCAGGUUUUUAUCCUGGGAUGUACCUGGAUUCUUGGCUUGUUCCACUUUAGGAAAGAAACCAUUGUGAUGGCCUAUCUAUUCACCAUCAUCAACAGUUUCCAGGGCAUCUUCAUCUUCAUCAUCCUAUGUGUUUUGAACAAGCAGGUGAGGAAAGAGUAUCGCAAAUGCUUUGGUGGAAUCAAGAAACCAAGUUUGUGGUCAGAAUCAGCAAGUACAAAUGUGGUGACAGCAACAUUGGGAGAAGGGAGCGUGGUGGAAUCUAAAGUAUAGCGGCUGAAUCAUUCUAGAAAUUCACAGCGCAAGAUGCUACAGAUUACCACACCCUAUCAGCAAAGAGGAACUUGCAAUUGUUAAAGCCAUUUCAGUGGAAAUCUAAAAUCAAAGAUAAGGCUUUUAAGAAACCUGUUGAAAUAUCUGCAGCAAAACCCACAACAAAAUGGUUUGGGCACUGGGACAUGGCUGUGGGCAUAUUGUAUGCGGAUUAUAGAAAU